AUGGUGGCGAUUGCUUUGGCUGAUAUGCACGACUGUGGGCCUAAGAAGAAAGAGUUGAAGAAGUUUAAGGGCACUGCUGGAACUCAAAAUGCUGAGAGAAAAACAUAUGUUACUCAAGCUGAAAAGGUGAACUCAGCCUACAUGAAGGAUGUGGUUGCAGAGGAGAAAAAUAUUAUAAAGGUGGAUGAUGAGGCUGAUUCCGCAACGGUUGGGAAAUUUGAUCAGUUCUAUGAAGAUUUCGAGUUGUAUGAGACGUCGGAUGAUGGUGAACAAUACUACUCUGGAGGAUUCAAGAGCUUAAACACAAGUGAAUGGUACUCUUCACUGCUUCUGCAUUUGUAA
This is a messenger RNA of Hibiscus syriacus, 342 nucleotides long. RefSeq lists its product as uncharacterized. The transcript is spliced from 4 exons. NCBI's taxonomy places the organism in Eukaryota, Viridiplantae, Streptophyta, Magnoliopsida, Malvales, Malvaceae. Bases 1 to 342 code for a protein of 113 amino acids. The record is from RefSeq and is a predicted model, not a curated record.